This is a messenger RNA of Strongylocentrotus purpuratus (purple sea urchin), 5173 nucleotides long. RefSeq names its product cholinephosphotransferase 1. Gene Ontology annotation, biological process: phosphatidylethanolamine biosynthetic process. The transcript is spliced from 8 exons. The record is from RefSeq and is a predicted model, not a curated record. Gene Ontology annotation, molecular function: diacylglycerol cholinephosphotransferase activity; ethanolaminephosphotransferase activity. Lineage: Eukaryota; Metazoa; Echinodermata; Echinoidea; Camarodonta; Strongylocentrotidae. Gene Ontology annotation, cellular component: endoplasmic reticulum membrane; Golgi apparatus. Bases 151 to 1362 code for a protein of 403 amino acids.
AACCAUUGCCAUACUCGGGUCAUGUCAGGGUCACGUCGGAGUCCUAUUCUGAAGAAAAAAACUCACUCACAGCGAAAUAAUUUCAAUUUCUUCGGAAAUAUCUCCAAGACGCCAUAUUUUCGAGGAGCCCGACUUGGUAGAACAUAAGAUAUGUCACCGGCACCACUUCUAGAAGGUUUUCUAGCCAUGGAGGUGCUUUCGCAGCCCCAACUCAAGCGCUUGAAAGAGCACAAAUACAGCGCAGAAGGGAAGUCGAUCACUGAGCCCGUCAUGCAGGUGUUCUGGUGCUGGCUUGUGGAGCAAGUCCCCCGGACGGUCGCCCCGAACACCAUCACACUGGUUGGCUUAGCUGCAAACAUUAUCUCGACUUUGAUACUUGCUUUCUAUUGUCCUACUGCAACAGAAAUGGCUCCCCCAUGGGCCUAUGUAUUUGCAGCUCUAUGUCUGUUUGCAUACCAGUCAUUAGAUGCUAUAGAUGGAAAGCAGGCUAGGCGUACAAACUCUAGUACUCAACUAGGAGAACUCUUUGACCAUGGCUGUGAUGCAGUAUCAAUUGUCUUUGUGAGUGUUGGAGUAUGUACUGCAAUGCAGCUAGGAACACACCCAUGGCUUACAUUCAUGACCACGUGCACAUCAAUGUUCAUCUACUUCACAGCUCAUUGGCAGACAUACGUCUGUGGUACACUCAAGUUUGGAAAAUUUGAUGUAACAGAAGGACAGCUAACGUUCUGCUUUAUCUAUCUUGUAGCAGCAUUUCUGGGAGAAGAUACCUGGAUGGCAAAGGUACCAGUAGUUGAUAUGGAGGUGAAGACUGUAGCUACUGUGUCUGGUCUCAUGUUAUCUUACCUCAGCAUCUAUAGCCAUGGAAGGGUCAUCUUUGGAGGGGGCAAAGGUCGGAAUGGAUCCACAGUCGCAGACACCAGUGUUAUUGCUCCUUUGUUCCAUAUCAGUGCUGUCAUUCUUCUGUUCUUCACAAUCUGGCAAAAGUCAAAGACUGGCAUCUUUGAAAGGCAGCCUUGUGUUUAUAUCAUCAUGUUCGGCAUGCUGGCUUCUAAAAUCUCAAUUAAAUUAGUGGUUGCACACAUGACAAAAAGUGGGAUGAAUUUCUUGGAUACAGCCUUCAUAGGCCCUGGUCUACUCUUCCUGAACCAGUACCUGGACACCUUGCUCUCAGAAGACGUUGUCUUAUGGCUCGCACUGGCUUGGUGCACCUGUGACCUGAUCCGCUUCUGUGUCGCCCUCUGUUGUCAGAUCUCCCAACAUCUUGGUAUAUACACGUUUGACAUUACAAGCAAGCCUAAUCCAGCAGAGCAGAGGUCGGGGGUCACGACGAGACGCCAAGCCAAGUUAGCUGCUCAAUGAGAUGAUGACAAUAUAUCCUUGUACAUAUCAACACAAUUCCAUUGGCCAUCAAAUUGUGUACUCUUUCUUUAAAUAGCUUUAUACUAACUUGUAUUGUUUUCAAUGUUUUACCGCUUUGAUUGUAAGAAUUGUAUUCUUAGAGCAUCCUUAUCUUACCUCAGAAUAACUUGCCAUAAAGAGAAAGAUGAAUGAAUGAUGAAUACAAAUAUAAGUAUUGAUUACUUUUAAAAUGAAUGAUAUAAAGAAAUAAUUAUGAUAAACGCGAGGAAAUUGUUACUUUCUCUCAAUUGAAUGAAAGAAAAAUGAUAGAGGAAGAUGGGGAAGAAAGCAAGAGGAGGAAAGGAGAUGAUAGAAGAUACUAGGACCCCCUUACAAUUCUGAAUUGAUAAAACAUCUUUCUAAUUAGAACGGUAACCCCACCCCAAACACUAAUGCCCCCUUAAUGAUUGGACCCAUGCUACGCUGUUGAUCUAUCAUGUACAUGUAUCAAGAUUAUUACUUUGAAUUGAAGUUUUCUUUAUACAUAUUUACAUGCAAACAAAUUUGCGUGUUAGAAUUCUUUGCUGUUUCAAUCUUGAUUGAUGAAAGUUCCGUGUUGCAAAAGUAUUGAAUCGUAUAUUAGUAUCAUGUAAUUUCAUGAAAAUUUCUGAUUGUAAAGCGAUAGACUAGUUCGGAGCUGGCUUUGGUACAAGGGACUGUUAAAUAUCCACAGAUCUUUUACACAUAGAGAAGUCCUUUUUGUGCAUUAUAGAAUAAUCACUGCCAAAGUGAUGGAGGUGCUUCAUCAAUACCUUUUGUUUGCCCUCUUGAGAAGAAUACUUCCAUCUGUGUUCCAUAGUCUGUACUGUUGUUGCAUAUACUGGUAUAAAUAAUGAGCGUGCAUCCAGUAUUCGUCUUGGUGGUUUGGUUCAAAUGUUCAUGCACAGAUUAUAUCUACGCACUGAUCUAUUGAUAAGAAUCUUAUAUAAUCAUGGCAGUCACCCUGAUUCCGAAGUAGAAUCCUAGUUAACCUUUAAGAUUAUUUGGAAAGAUUUGUGUGUACUAGGUUAUCAUGACAAUUUUCCUUUGAAAAGGCCAGCCUUGAAGUGUACCAAUCACCUUAAAAAGUUAUUUAUGCAUGAAGCAAUUCCUCAUAUUCUGAGACAUAAACAAUUGUAAAAUCAAUAUUUCUUCAGUUAUGCCCAAUAUGGGUGAAAUUUUGAUGAUAUCAUUAUUUAUAUAAGGAGUGGAGAUGGUGCACAUUGUGCGUGAAUGAAUCCGAUGACCAGGGUAAUAAUAUUUGUAAAGCGCUUACCAUAUUAAGCGCUAUAUAAAUCCAAAUUAGUAUGUCUAGAUAGAAUAGUGGAAUCAUUUUCUACAAUUGAUUGCCAAAUUUCAAGAUUUGUGGGCUUGUUCAGUCUGAACUGGAAAUAAAUAUGUACCAGAAAUUAACAAACCAACAUUAUUGCAAAAAUAGGCGUGCAUUCUACAUGUACAUAUACAUGACUUGUAUAUCUUUCUCUUAGAAUGUGACUGUGCAGCAGCGUGUCUGUGGGCUUGUGUGAUAUAUUGCUUUGCUUAGGUGGACAUUGUGACUUGUAUGUUGACUUGUAUGUUCUUUUCAAGAUAUUUUAUAGUCAGGUUUGUUUCUUGCAUGUAUUUUUUUAAUAACCUUGUUCUUGUUCAUACUUGUUUAUCUGUAUUUACUUGCGUCAACUGUCAGUCUUGGAUUCACACAAACCCAAAUUCACCACCAAACAUGCACAGUAUUACAGUGCAAAGUGGACAUGUACAGGGUAUGUAGGCUGGUGGAUUUGAAAAUUAUUACUGGUAAAUGUAUUUUAUACCGGUAUUCAAUGAAAAGUAGUGUGUUGAUCUAACAAAUUUCCUAGCUACACUGUAGUUUGGGAAAAAUUUCACAUUCUUCACCAAUUAAUUCAUCAAUCAAUUGUUCACAUGUUAGCUAGCUUUCAUCACAUUUGCGAAGGAAUCCAAUUUUCCUCUUUCUUUUUGCUGUGGAUAUAUAUGUGUGUAACAUUGAUAUAAUAUGACUAUUGAAAUGGUAGAAGACACGGGUAAUGUGGAGUUAUGCCUAUAUGCUGCAUGUGUGUUUUAGUUUAUGUUGUAGGGCUCUGGAUAUAAUUUCAAUCAUAUACCGGUAACCAUUGGGUCUUUGUGUUCUAUGUAUAAUAUCAGACUACAAGAAUCAAAUGAGGGAAUUACAUAGAUAUGGUACAUACAUGAACAGUUAACUCUUGGUAGGUUGAAUCUGUUGGGAUUCAAAAAUGGUUCAACGUACAUGUAUGCAGACUUUAUGUAAAUAACAUGUUUUGCAAAGUUGGUCCCCCAAAAGUUGAUUUGACUUGGGUAAAUUUAGAUUUGAGUGACUUUGUUUUAUGCAGGGUUAACUGUAUCCAGGUUAAAUUUACUUCCUGUAAAUGUGCAGGCAGGCGUCAUACUCAGUUUUGGUAAGCCAACAUAAUUCUUUGAUUUUAGAUGAUGAAUAGCAAGAUACAGCAUGUAUAUGUAGCUUUUAGAAUCUACUGUGAAUUUUUUUCCUCAAGUGAAAUAUUGAAUGAAAGAGAGGGUAAAAUGCCUCCUUGCCUGGCACGCAAACUCAAACACCCUUUUACACUUGAUACAUUCAAGUGUAAAAGGGCGUUUAACUGUAUCAUUCCAAUGUCCCUAUUUGCUACCAGCACUGUACAUGGGCUUCAUUGUUUCUGAUUGUAUUAUAAAGUGAAAUUGUAUUGACUCAUCAGCCGGUUUUAUCUGCUAAAAAGGAGAUCUGAAACUUACAAUUGAUUUGUAAAUUCUUGUGAUAACUGUAAUGAUGCAAUGUUUUUAUGGGACAUUCUACACAGAAUCGCCCAGUGACCAACCUUUAGCUUAUGCCCUUCUUUCUGCCUUGAUUUGUACUCGCAUCACUUUGACGAUUGUAGACGUAGCCUGGGUGUUUUGAAUAAUCACUUGAUUUUUACUUGUCUUUCUUUAGUAAUACAGUGUCUGUUUGUAGUUGAGAAAUAUAUCAGGCAUGUCAGUGGUGAGAAUGCAACCAAUGUUCUGUUUUGUGUGAUGUUACGAUUUGAUCUGAUCUUUGAAUUUUGCUUAACUUAAUGAAAAUAUGUUUUAAUUGUGACUGACCAUACAUGUAAAUAUAGCAGCAACAAUAAUGGUAAUAAUGAUGAUAAUACUAAUAUGUCUAUUAAAACCAAUAGUAUUACAUGUAAUAAUAAUAUUAAUGACACUGAUGCAUGUACAUGUAGUGACAAUAAUGAUACAUGUAGGCAUUUGUAUAACGUUCUCUAUGGCGUUCUCUAUUAACAAGAACUCCUUCUUUUUUUAGGCAAACAAGGAAAAAUGGAAGUAAAACAAAGCCAAAUGAAUGAUUUAUUCUACAAGCAUUGCUAAAAAAAAGUUUUCAACUUGGAUUUGAAUUUUUCUAAUGAUGUUGUAGUUAUAAACUCCAUUGUUCCAUUGAAGGGGUCCUUUGCCUUGGUUGAAAAAGCACUUUGGCCACAGCUGACUCUUGUUCUUGGGAUGUUGAUGUGACGAUGUUAAGGCUUCAAGAUGCUAUGUCCUGAAGGUAGUAUUAGGAGCUCAUCAGUUGAUGAAAUGCAUGCCAGUCCGAUGGGUAACAGUUGCAGAACAAGCAAAUUGAUUAAAAAACUUGUUGUCAAUGCACAUGUACAGGUCGAUUUUGAAGUUAGCCAUUCAUUGAGUCACUAACAAAUGUGAGCCAUUCUUUGUAACCUGAAUUAAACAGUAUAUUAUCAGUAGAGUGCAUCUCUUUCAUAUUGAAAAUGCUUUAAAACCUUUUCUUAAUCUGCUU